AUGGACCGCCUGACAAGAGAUUCUUCUAUCAGUGCAACCACUCCAUUAUUUAUGGAUCAUGAGUCUAAAAAAUUUGAUAGCAUAUCUCCUACUAAGCCACUAGAUUUUAGUAGGAAAAUGGUAGGAUCGGGAUCCAUUCGUAGUAUAGGUUCUAUACCCAACAAUAAUGAUUAUCAGCGUUCAGGUUCAAGUAGCACUAUUGCUACUGCAAAUGAAUCCUUUACAACAGCCCACUCUUUUGUCACAGACAAUAUUCAGAGCAAAACAGCAAAGGAUUAUUACCAAAACAAUAACCAGUAUACAGAUCAACAAAGGUCAAAACACGAUUUUAGAAAUCUAUUAAAUACUACAGGGUCUAAUAGCAGUGUCAAUAGAGAUAUGAACUAUAAUAAUGACAACGAUGAUACCACUCCAUUGGUACUGCCGAGACCAGUAAUGAAUAAUGAAGAUUAUGACAGGAUAACUCCCAAAGCUGGGAACCAGAGUGUUACCUCAUUGGGGACAUCUAUGAGUGUCGGAGAAACUAGUGAGAGACUAAAAGGAUUAGGAUUAUACAACAGUAGAGAAAACCUUAAUAAUGGAAGCAAUUUGGUUAAUAACCAGAUGCAAUCUUCCCCUGUCAAAGCUAUUAGAGUGUCUAGAAUUAUCAACCCAUCUCAAAACUCUAUAGGCAAUGGCGUAUCUUCAAUGCUUCCCCAGCCUACAGAGUCUAGUGAGAUAGAAUCUUCUCCUGUAAAGACAAUCAAUGAUAGUAUUGGAGAAGAUAGCUUUAAUUUUGAAACGACUACCGAUUCGAUGGAAUUAAUGACAAAUGAUUCAAUAAAUGAAACAUCUUUUAAAGAUUAUUCCAGCUAUCAAGAGUCUGGUUUAGUUAGAGACUCAUCGAUUAAUAGUCUAGAUGAACAAAGUUUUGCGUACUUAUUUAUUGUAGCAACACACUCUUUUGACCCAAAUUCUUUACAAAGUGCUGAAGAUGCUUCUAUUUGUUUACCAUUUAAGAAAGACGAUGUUGCUUUUGUACAUAAUGUUGAUGAAUCCGGUUGGGGUGAGGUAACCUUGGUCAAAAACCAAUUACGUGGAUGGGUUCCAUUCAACUAUUUUUCAGAUAUUAUUCGUGUAAACGAUACGCCAUCUUUAAAACCUGAUGAUUAUAGAUAUCUCAUUGAUACAAGGAAACCUCUGGAAAAAUUAUUAACAAAUAGUGCAAAAUUUUUACUCAAUCCUCAGGACACACGUUUAUUAUCAUUAUCGGAGCGCACAUUCAAUAUCAAUUAUAUCAACUCUGUAAGAGAUGGUGUCAAGUCAUUACUUGAAUUGACCAAUUGUGUUUCACGUUCCAACCAACUUGUUCAAACCCAAAGUGUAGUAAGAAAAGCACGUAAAAAAUUAUUGGCUGAUUGGUAUACAUUAAUGAUCAAGGCUGACCACUAUAAGAAUACAUCCUCGGAAGCAAAAAUCAAAAAAUUAGUUGAUCUAGUUUUUGAAGUAUUAAGAAGAUCUUUUGCAUUUUUCGCAAUUUGGUCAGUAGAAAAGGUUAAAUUUGAAAGUAGUGCUCAAAGUAGAUCACCAAAAAGAUUAUCACAGGAUGAUGCAAGUUCGUUGAGAUCUAGAUCCAGUUCUAGCUCUAGAAGUCGCCAAAUGUACUACCUUAAUACCCAACCAACAGCAAUUGGGAGAUUACAUGAAAUUUAUGAUAUCUUAUUCACGUAUAUUGGUCUAAUCCUAGGUAGGCUAGAUUUGAUUGAACGUAACCCUACAGGGUGUGAAACGUUGGAAUUUAUUGUCCACCAAAUGAUUAUAUUACUUCGUGAACUAUUGUUUAUCAGUAAAUCAUGUUCCUCCAUUCUUCAAUCAAAAUAUGAUGAUGCUUAUGAAAACACAUUAGAUAAAAGUUUGGAUCCGCUGCUUUCUCUGGUAUCUCAAUUGGUUUCUUGUAUCAAGCUUUUAGUCACACAGACACUGAAGGAAAAUGGAAAUUCAGACCAAAGUAUUCAAAUUAAGCAAGACUUUUAUAAUUCUACGGAGAAUGGGAAACAAUUGAUCUUGAUCGUAUCUAACAUGACCUCAUUGAUUGCUACUACUAUCACAGGAUGCAACAAUUAUUUAAGAGUUAUCGGCGAUUUUAAGCUUGGUUCUGAUAGAAGGUAUCCUGAUUUAAAAAAAAUAAAGAUCACACCUGAUAAAUUUAUUGAAAAGUGCUCUUCGGGUUUGGUACGUAAGCUGGGAAGAGAUUCACUAAGAAGAUCACUUGAAGUAGCAGAGGAUUUAAAACCAAGUAAUAAAAGCCCAAAGAGAAGAGUUUCCCGCUAUUCAAGCAUUAGAGCAGGUACUAGUCAUGAAUUAGCGUUUACUUAUGAAGGUACCCAGUUUUUGAAAGAAAUAACUCCCGAUGAACCAUUUUCAAAAGAUGCUGUAUUUGAUAAAUUCAAACUUGACGAUUCCCUUGCAUUUGGUAAAUUACCAUUGCCUGAUGAAGGAAACGAUUUACAUAACAGAGAGGUAAUGCAAAAUGAGAUAAUGUAUAGUAAUGACGGUGAUAUAAUUGGGAUUUCCUUCAGAGCAUUGGUGUAUAGAUUAACCGACGAGGUUGACAAGGCGGAUGACUAUUUCACCUCAACCUCGCUUCUUAACUUCAGAAGUUUUGGGGAAGUAGUCGAUCUAAUUGACCUAUUAAUUUUAAGAUUUGAUACAUCUAACAAAUAUAACUUGGUAUCACACAAUGAAAAAGCUGGCAACUACUCAUCCAAAUCAUCUCGUCUAAAAAAUAGGAGAAAACUGGUUUGUAAAAUUUUUCAAACAUGGAUGGAAAGCUAUUGGAACCCUUCAACAGACUUCGAAUACUUAUCGAUAAUGAUUAAUUUUUUUAAUGAAGGUGUUUCAAAAUAUCUACCAUUGGAAUCCAAAAUUUUAAUAGAAUUGGCAGCACGACUUCUAUUAUUGCAUGAAAACACUGGGAAAGGUAUCUCAAUAUCACAAAUUAAUGAUCAGUUGAUACCGAGAGAUAUUGUUCAGCAUAAAUCUACAUCAGUAAUCUCAGAUUCAUCAUCAACAUUUUCUGGUAACAGUAGGUCUUCUAUUUUUUCAAUAGAUGAAAAAAUAAUUGAAGAAUAUGAGUUAACUCAUGUUACUGCUCCAUCAAAUCAUACCUCUAUUUCAUUACCAAUCCCAGUUUUAAAUUUAGGAAGAUCUGCAUUACUUUCGAAAUAUAAUAUGCAAGAUAUGGAAAGAUUGGUGACCAUUUAUAGAUUCGUCUUGAACAAUGCUUCUUUGCCAUUCUCUGAAGUCUAUUUCGAAGCUGAAGAAGAUUUAAAUGUUCUAAUAAAAAAUUGGAAUUAUCUUUUGACUGUAGAUAAAAGCACUACUUCGAAUAUUGUACACAAUGAGUUGAACUUAAUCAAUUUAAAUCCAUUGGAAGUAGCUAAACAAUUGACUUUGAUUGAAUCAAAGCUAUAUAUGUCAAUCGAACCUUUUGAGCUGGUGAAUGAAAAUUACCUAGAGAAAAAGUCCAAUUUAAAUGUAGCAAUUCACGUCAGAAUGAUUAUGAACUUCACCAAUCAAUUAUCACAUUACGUUAUGGAGUCAAUAUUGUCUCCAGAAAUUAACAAUAAUGAUCGUGUUAACCGACUAAGAAGUUGGUUGAAGAUAGCUCUUUCUGUAUUGUAUUUCAGAAAUUAUAACUCUGUGGCUUCUAUUAUGACAGUUCUUCAAAAUCAUGCUAUUACAAGACUGACAUUUUUAUGGGAUUUAUUAGAUGAGAAAGACACAGAACUUUAUGAAUAUUUGUCCAGAAUUGUUCACCCAAACAACAACUUUAAAGUCUAUAGGAACAAAUUGAAGAAUAUUAUGAAUGAGAAUUUACCAAAUGGAUUACAUGCUGCUAAAUCAGCAUUGCCAUGUGUACCUUUCUUUAAUUUAUUUUUACAAGAUUUAACUUUUAUUUCAGAAGGUAAUAGUAACUUCAGAAAUCCCGAUUCAUUCAGACCAAAUAAAUUAAUUAAUAUUGAUAAAUACUUCAAAGUCACCAAGACGAUUAGUACAGUUCAGUAUUUCCAAGUGGCAUAUGAUGUACAAGAAGACCCAAGCCUGAGUCAAAGGGAAUCGUUUUUCAAUAUCCCUGAAACCAUAGAUGUCGAUACGAACAAUAUCACCCCUGUACCAUUAUUACAAGAGUUUAUCCUUUUCGAAUUCUGGAGAGUGAACACACUAUACUCAAAGGGACAAGAUAGAGGUUAUGAACUGAGUUUAAAGAUUUUAGAACGUUCCUGA
This is a messenger RNA of Vanderwaltozyma polyspora DSM 70294, 4266 nucleotides long. It is a transcript of the gene BUD5, whose product is annotated as Ras family guanine nucleotide exchange factor BUD5. The coding region runs from base 1 to 4266 and encodes 1421 amino acids. Gene Ontology annotation, cellular component: plasma membrane. NCBI's taxonomy places the organism in Eukaryota, Fungi, Ascomycota, Saccharomycetes, Saccharomycetales, Saccharomycetaceae. Gene Ontology annotation, biological process: Ras protein signal transduction; positive regulation of GTPase activity. The record is from RefSeq and is a predicted model, not a curated record. The transcript has a single exon. Gene Ontology annotation, molecular function: guanyl-nucleotide exchange factor activity; protein binding.